CGUGUGGGAAAUUUAAGGAGAACGGACUCCUCGCGGACUCCUGUUUUUGUUUUUUCCACGUUUUUUUUUUCUUUGUUUUUUGACGCGACUUUAACUCCACGUGUCCGGCACGUCCAGUGCGUCUGACAGCCAGCCAGCCAGCCGGACGGACGUGGGCCAGAGCCAUGCCAGUGGUGGGGGUGGCGUCCAAGCUCAGGCAGCCCAGCGUCGGCUCGCGGCCGGUGCACACCGCUCACCCCAUGCCCAACCUGGGCCGCAGCGGCGCCGGUUCCGGCUCUGGCGUGGGCGUCGGUGUCAGCGGCGGCGUUGGCAUGGCCCAGGGUUACCACGCCCCCGGCCGGGCCCCCUCCGCGGAGGUGAGGUCCGGCGAGUCGCCCCUGCUCUCCUCCUGCCAGCUGUCACUCAAGGGCCAGGAGUACCAGGAGCGGAGGACUCCGCCGGCGCGCAGCAGAGAGUCGGAGGAGAGCAAGAUCAGCAAGAUCUACACUGACUGGGCAAACCACUAUCUGGCCAAGUCCGGCUGCCCACGCCUCAUCAAGGACCUGACCCAGGACAUCGCCGACGGAGUUCUGCUGGCAGAAAUCAUCCAGAUCAUUGCAAACGAGAAGGUGGAGGAUAUCAAUGGCUGUCCUAGAAGUCAGUCUCAAAUGAUCGAGAAUGUAGACACCUGCCUCAACUUCCUGGAGGCCCGCGGAGUGAACGUUCAGGGACUCUCAGCAGAAGAGAUUCGUAAUGGGAAUCUGAAGAGCAUCCUGGGUCUGUUCUUCAUCCUGUCGCGCUACAAGCAGCAGCAGCAGCAUCAGCAGCAGUAUCUGCAGUCUCUGGUGGAGCUGCAGCAGCAGGUCACUCACCAGGCCAGCGGGGUGGCACCGUCCAGCCCCCUCAAGACGCAAGACAUGCAGUCCAGUCUGACGGCGAGAUAUGCAAGCCCUCCCGGCCACAGUGGAAUAGGAGCAAGCCAGAAGAAGAACACAAGGUUACCGGGUCCAUCCCGAGUGCCCACUGCAGGCAGUGGGGGGAAGGCCCAGGGGUCGUCCAACCUCAACAGGAGAAGCCAGAGCUUCAACAGCAUCGACAAGAGCAAGCCUCUACAGUACGCCAGCGGCAAUGACAGAGACUCUGUAAGGGGCAUCCCCCUGGCGGGCAGCAUGAACGGCAGUGGUGGCGCAUCGGCGGCGCCCAUGCCCUCCAGCCCCAGCGUGCACCAGCUGGGCUCGGCCAUCCCGUCGCCCACGGCGGGCAAGUCGUGGCGCAGCAAGUCCAUGAACCUCAAGCACAGCGCCACCUCGUCCAUGCUGUCGCUCAGCAGCCCCACCGCCUCGCCGCCCCCGCCGGGGGCCUCGGAACGCCUCCGCUCACCCAUGAUGGCCGACGCCGCCGCCGGAGGAGGAGGGGCCUCGUCGCCGGGCGUCGCCGGCGCCAAGGGGUCGGUGUGCGCGGCGGCCAACGCCCCCGGCAACCAGCGCUCCAUGCUGGACAAGUUCCGGCUCAUCAACCCGCGCUCGGCCUCGCGCGCCUCGCCGUCGGUGGCCGAGAUGGCGCUGCAGGAGGAGGACGACCUGUCCGAGUACGGCGACGAGCCGCCGCUAACGGCGCCGCCGCCGCCCGUCAUGGCCGUCGGCCGGGGGCAACAAGCCGCCGCGCCCUCCUCCUCCACCGCUCUCCCGAGCGCCAAGGGCUCCGGCAAGAGCGGCAAGUCCCUGGGCCACGCCAAGGAGGAGAAGGCCAAGGGCAAGGCCGGCAAAGCCAGCACGCCGCCCAAGGAGGACCGGGAGCCCGCGGCCGGAGAGGCCGGGAAGAAGGGCUCCAAGAUCGCCAGCCUCAUCCCCAAGGGGGGCAAGCCGGCGUCGGGGGGCAAGAAGGAGAGCGGCGGCCAGCCGGCCUCCAGCGGGAUCCCCAAGCCGGGGCUCAAGGCCCCUCAGGCCUCCACCAAACAGUCCCAGUCCUCCUCCUCCUCUUCCGCAGCAGCAGCAGCAGGGGGCGCCACAUCGGCCGCAGGGAGCGGAACGGGUCCGGAACGGGUCCGGGAGGGGGGCGAGAAGACGAAGCACGCCAAGGGGGGCCAGUACUACGCGCAGCGCUCGGUGGGGGGGAUGGGCGAGAGCCGGCGGACCAGCAUGACCUCCUCCACCAGCACCUCGGCGCUGUCCGGCUCGUCCGCAGGGAUCGGAGGAGGAGGAGGAGGCGGGGUGAUGGGCGGCAACGGGGCGGUGCAGUUGCCCCAGCAACAGCAGCACAAUCACCCCAACACGGCCACGGUCGCCCCCUUCAUGUACAGAACGUACUCUGAGAACGACUGCUCCACAAUGGCCCCUGUUGACCCCUGCCUGAGUCCUACCAAGGGGGAGCUAGUCUACAGCAAGACCGCCAAACAGUGCCUGGAGGAGAUAUCUGGAGAAGAUCCGGAGACAAGGCGGAUGCGUACGGUCAAGAACAUUGCGGACCUGCGGCAGAAUCUGGAGGAGACCAUGUCCAGUCUACGGGGGACGCAGAUCAGCCACAGCACCCUGGAAACGACUUUCGACUCCACGGUGACCACGGAGGUGAACGGGCGCGGCCUCCCCGCCCUCGCCAGCCGCUCCUCCCCCAUGGCCUGGCGCCUGGGCCAAUCGCCGAGCCCGCGGCUGCAGGCGGGCGACGCCCCGUCCAUGGCCGGCAGCUACGCCCCCAGCAGCAGCAGUGGAGGAGGCCAGGCGAGUCGCUACGGCGGCGACGCCUCCCGCUACGUCUACAGCGCCCCGCUACGGCGGGCGGGGGCCGUGGGUGGAGCCAGAGGGGCGGACGGCGGCGAGAAAGGCGGAGCUCCCGACGGCGUGGGGCCCGAGGUGGACGUCACCGGCUACAUGAGCGACGGAGACCUGCUGGCCAAGAGCGUGCGCUCGGACGACAUCACCAGCGGGUACCUAACAGAUGGCGGGCUGCACCUGUACUCACGGAAUGUGGGCCGAGCUCCUGACCUGCCUUCCUCCAGAGAGGUCAUCCAGCGGGGUCUCAAGGAGGGAGACACCGACAGUUGGGAUGACAGUAGUUCGGUCAGCAGUGGGCUGAGUGACACUCUAGACAACAUCAGCACGGAUGACCUGAACACCCCAGCCUACUCGGGCAUCACAGUUUCUCCACGCAAGAGCAAGGGACCACAGUCCCAAGGCAAGCAUGGGGAGCACGACGCCAGCAGCUGGGCAGGCGCCGAGGACCUGAAGAAGGUGGACGAGGAGCAGGACAGCAGCAGCAUGGACCCUUCCUCCUCCUCCAAGUGGAGGGCCUCCUCUUCCUCCUCCUCCUCCGUGCCCAGCCAGCCGGAGGACGGCGGGCAGAAGACGGCGCUGCCCGUGUCCCAGACGGGCUCCUGGAGGCGGGGCAUGACCGCCCAAGUGGGCAUCACGCCGCCCCGCACCAAAGGCACGUCGGGCAACCUCAAAUCCCCUGGCAAAACCGACGACGCCAAGGCUUCGGAGAAGGGCAAGGCUUCGUCCAAGAGCGCCAGCAUCGAGCGCUCGCCGUCCGACGCGGGCAAGAGCAGCGGCGACGAGGGGGGCAAGAAGCCGCCGUCGGGCAUCGGACGCCCGCCCACCACGGGCUCCUUCGGGUACAAGAAGAUCCCCGGCGCCUCGGGCGCCCUCAUCACGGCCAGCGGCGCCACCCUGACCAGCGGCUCGUCCACGCUGGGCAAGGUGCCCAAGUCGUCGGCCAUCGGCAAGGGCGCGGGCGCGGCCGGCGGCGGCGGCGGCAGCGGAGGCGGGCGCAAGACGAGCCUGGACGGCUCGCAGCACCAGGACGACGGCGUGCUGCUGGGCUGCUCCAGCGCCAAGGUGCCCCUGCAGUACCGCUCGCUGCCACGGCCGGCCAAAUCGUCCAGCGGGGCCGGCGGCGGUGGGGGAGUAGUGACCGCCCGCGGAGGCGGACACCGAUCGAGCUCCAGCAGCAUCGACUCCAACGUCAGCGGCAAGUCGGCCGCCACUGCAGGGGCCACCGGCAACGCCACCGUCCCGGGGGCCAAGCGGCGCGACGGAGCGGGCAAAGUGGGCUCGGGCCGCUCCAGCCCGGUCACCGUCAACCAGACGGACAAGGAGAAGGUGGCCGUCUCCGACCAGGAGGGCGGCGCUCUCUGCACCUCGCCCAAGUCCAGCCCCACCUCCGGCGGCCAGUCGGGACUCCGUCAGCCCGGCUCCAAGUACCCCGACAUCGCCUCCCCCACCUUCCGCCGGUUGUUUGGUGCCAAAGCCAGCAGCAAGCCGAGCUCCCCUAGCACCCCUGACUCGGGCAAGUGCCUGUCGGCUCUGAGCAGCCCGCACGGCACGCUGGCACGGCAGACCAGCCUGGACUCGCCCUCCUCGGGCACGGGCAGCCUGGGCAGCGCCGGCGGGCAGAGCGGCGGCAGCAGCCCGCUGUACGGCAAGGUGCCCGAGCUGGGCACGGACUCGGCGGCGUCCAGCCCGGCGUCGGGGCUGUCGCUGCCGUCCAACGCGCGGCCGUGGCCCACCGCCACCCUCAGCAGCUCGUCGGCGGGCAGCAAGGACACGCUGAGCUGCCAGAGCAUGACCAGCCUGCACACCAGCUCCGAGUCCAUCGACCUGCCGCUGGGGCACCACCACGGACCCAAGGUCACGCGCACCGGCAGCGUCAAGUCCACUCUGUCCGAGGGCAUGCCCCUUGACAGAAACACUCUUCCCAAAAAGGGAUUAAGGUAUCCGCCCUCCUCCCGGCAGACGUCCAAUGAGGAGGGGAAGGAGUGGCUACGCUCCCACUCUACUGGAGGGCUGCAGGACACAGGCAGCCAAUCACCUCUCUCUCCACCGGAUGCCUCCUGCAACAAUGCUGGCAAAUACCACUAUUCAAACCUACUGAGCCCUACCAGUAUGUCCCAGUACAACCUCCCUGGUCCCAGUAUGAGCCGCUCCAAUAGCAUCCCCACGCAGGACUCGUUUGACCUGUACGGAGAGGGCCACACGCUGGGGGGCAGUGCCACGUCUCUGGAGGACAGACCCAGGGGCAUCAGCCGCUCCGGAUCCUUCCGCGACAGCACCGAUGAAGUCCAUGGCUCCUCUCUGUCCCUGGUGUCUAGCACGUCCUCGCUCUACUCAGCGGUGCUUUCUUUUCUGGACAAGACGGAGGAGAAGGCCCAUUCAGAGGGCCAAACUGUCCAAAAUACCACGCAAAUUAGGAAACUGCGUCGGGAACUGGACGCCUCCCAAGAAAAGGUUGCAGCUCUGACUUCCCAGCUUUCGGCCAACGCUCACCUGGUGGCUGCCUUCGAGAAGAGUCUGGCGAACAUGACCUGUCGGCUGCAGAGCCUGACCAUGACGGCGGAACAGAAGGAGUCGGAGCUGGCUGAGCUGCGGGAGACCAUCGAGGCCCUUAAAGCCCAGAACACAGACGCCCAGACGGCCAUCCAGGUGGCCCUCAACGGCCCCGACCACCUCAGCAGAGGGACUGACCAUCGAAUCAGGCGGCAGCACUCGUCCGACAGCAUGUCCAGCAUCAACAGCGCGGCCAGCCACUCCAGCCUGGGCAGCAGUAAGGACGCCGAGGACAAGAAGAAAAAGAAGAAGAGCUGGUUACGGAGCUCCUUCAAGCAGGCGUUCAGCAAGAAGAAGACCAGCAAGCUGCAGUCGCAGGAUGACAUGAUGGAGGAGAUGACCGACUCCUCUCUGCCCUCCUCCCCCAAGCUUCAGCACGCCAACAGGCAGGGCAGCAUACAGGCACUCCGGGCAUCCCCGUCCACCACAGAGCUGUGCGAGUGCACGGAGGCGGAGGCGGAGAUCAUCCUGCAGCUGAAGAACGAGCUGAGGGAGAAGGAGCUCAAGCUGACCGACAUCCGCCUGGAGGCCCUGAGCUCCGCACACCACCUGGACCAGAUCCGGGAGGCCAUGAACCGCAUGCAGAACGAGAUAGAGCUUCUCAAGGCAGAGAACGACCGCCUGAAGUCCAGCGGGAACUCCACCCCCCAGGCCACCCCGGCCAAGACGGCCCGGCCCCCCUCCGAGACAUCCAGCACCUCGUCCUCUUCCUCGCGCCAGUCCCUGGGCCUCUCCCUCAACAACCUCAACAUCACAGACACCAUCAUGUCUGAUAUUCUGUUGGAUGACGGCUAUGAAGGGAACCUUCGCAAAGAGGGCCGAAGUGUCAGAAUAGUGGUGACGAUCCACAGUGGCUCCAACAAGACGAAGGGCUCUCAGAGUCAGGAGUACCUCAUUGGUUCCAUUGGCGUGAGUGGGAAGACUAAAUGGGAUGUGCUCGAUGGUGUGAUACGCCGCCUGUUCAAGGAGUAUGUGUUCCGCGUGGACCCCGCGACCAGCCUGGGACUGACCUCAGAAAGCAUCAUGUGCUAUCGGAUGGGCGACGUGGUCCGUGGUCAGGCCUCCGAGGUGCCCGAGCUGCUCCCCUGCGGAUACCUGGUGGGCGACAACAACGUCAUCACGGUCAACCUCAAAGGCUUGAAGGAGAACAGCAUUGACGGGCUGGUGUUUGACACGCUCAUCCCCAAGCCCAUCAUCCAGCGCUACCUGAACCUGCUGAUGGAGCACCGCCGCAUCAUCCUGUCCGGCCCCAGUGGCACCGGCAAGUCCUUCCUGGCCAGCAAGCUGGCCGAGUUCAUCGUCACGCAGACGGGCAUGGAGGUGUCCGAGACCACCGUGGCCAGUUUCAACGUGGACCAGAAGUCCAGCAAGGACCUGCGGCAGUACCUGUGCACGCUGGCGGAGCAGUGCAACCUGGAGGAGACGGACAUGGAGCUGCCCACCGUGGUCAUCCUGGACAACCUGCACCACAUCGGCUCCCUCAGCGACAUCUUCAACGGCUUCCUCAACUGCAAGUACCACAAAUGCCCCUAUGUUAUUGGAACCAUGAAUCAGGGUGUGUCUUCAUCUCCCAAUCUGGAACUUCAUCACAACUUCAGGUGGGUGCUGUGUGCCAACCACACGGAGCCGGUGAAAGGCUUCCUGGGCCGCUUCCUGCGGAGGAAGCUCAUCGAGACCGAGAUCGGCAGGAACAUGCGCAGCAACGACCUCAUCAAGAUCAUCGACUGGAUUCCCAAGACCUGGCAUCACCUCAACAGUUUCCUUGAAGCACACAGCUCCUCUGAUGUCACCAUCGGCCCACGGCUGUUCCUGUCCUGCCCCAUGGAUGUGGACGGCUCGCGGGUGUGGUUCACUGACCUGUGGAACUACUCCCUGGUGCCCUACCUGCUGGAGGCUGUGAGGGAGGGACUCCAGCUGUACGGGAAGCGGGCGGCGUGGGAGGACCCGACCAAGUGGGUGAACGACACGUAUCCGUGGAGCUCGGCGUCCAUGCAGCACGACUGCCAGUCCCUGCUGCAGCUGCGCCCAGAGGACGUGGGCUACGACGGCUACACCUCCUCCAAGGAGGGCGCGUCCUCCAAGCAGGUCUCCCAGAGCGACACCGAGGGGGACCCCCUGAUGAACAUGCUCAUGAGACUGCAGGAGGCCGCCAACUACUCGAGCGCACAGAGCUGUGACAGCGACAGCGCCAGUCACCAUGACGACCUCCUGGACUCAUCGCUGGAGUCGGCGUUGUAGACCGCCGGGAGCCCCCACACACCGGUGACAAGGACGCGUCCAGUCAGAGAGAGAGAGAGAGAGAGAUGACCGAGAGAAAGAGAGAGAGAGGGAGCUGAGCAUCUGCCCCCUGGGAUGCCCUCAGAGCUGCACUUGACUGACCAGCACUCUUGCCCCAAACCGCCCUGACCCAACAUUUCUGUUCGCUGUCCUUCCACGCCAGGGAAGAAAGCUCUGAUUGUAUGCGAGCACGUGUGUGAGACAAUAUGUGUGUGUGUGUGUGUGUGUGUGUGUUGGGAGUAGGAGGGCGUGUCCACCAACGACAUGUGGUCAGGUGUUUGUGUGGCAAGAGUGUUGAUCAGCAGAGUGUAAGGAUCACACACAGUUUCUCUUUCGUUUCCUCUGUGGCCUGAGCAUGACACAUGCUGAUGCACACACAUACACACACACACACACACACUCACACUCUCUCACACACACACACAGACACACACACUCUCACACACACACACACACACACACACACACACACACACGUCCUCGGCUGCUCCAAAACCUCUGCAACAUCAGCCACUUAGAGGGUGAUUGCUUGGACAUGUGCCCCAGUAGUCACAAGCUAGAACUGAACAGGUUUUCUUUUCUCCUCCUGUGCUCCUGUGACUGGCGUGGUGGUCCAGCAGGCUUAUACUGUUUUCACACUGAUGUUUACAGUCGGGCCGAGUCUUUCUCCCCCCGCCACCAUCUGCCGAGAUCUUCUCACACACUCCAAACUCGGACGCAGCGUUCGCCGCCGCCGGCACCACCCUCCCGGGACAAAAAAAAACACGCGACGAGGAGCCAUGUGACACUGGCGCGGUGCUCAACAAACGUGCCGUUUACUUGCCGCGCGCACAAGCAAAGCAUCAUUGCCAAAGGAAGCACAAGAGGGACUUUUGGUAGAACUGCUACUGUGAAACAAGGGUCUUUUGAAACACAAAACACCAACAGCAAACAAAAAAACACAAACAACAACAACAACAACAACAAAAAACAUGCCACUCAAUUCACUGCCAACCAAUGGCAUUCGGGUGGGGGAGGGGUCAGAAGUCAUGAUCUGAGACUCUGUAAUGCAAAAUAUUUUUUUUUUGACAUAGUAACGUGUGUCACAACAAUCUUGCCCCACAGGAAACCAUACGCAAAACGCAUAACAUUGGUUCUCAAUGUUCUGUAUGUUUGGUUAGUCAUUUAUGCACUUGAAUCACAACAUUUCACACUUUUUUAUGGUUCAUCGUCGUCCUUGACCUCCUGAACAAGCAGCUAAUGUACCAACCCGUCUGCUGCUCGAGAGGGUCAAGAAGGAGAAACAAAAAUAAAGAGAGAAAGUAAGAAAUCCCUACUUUCACCUGAGGGACAGAACGAGAAGGGGACAAGCCUAAAACCGGUGCUUUCUCGCUGCCUUAAAUGUGCUCAGCUCGGAAUCAAAUUUGAAGCGCUCUUCUGGCCUAGAGUCUCUCAAAUGCCAUCCAAAGAGGAUCUGAUGACACCUUGUAUGUAGUUGUCAAUGCUUUUUUUUAAUAAGUAUUUUUUAUCUUGAGUUCAGGGUGGAGUCACACAUGGUGUCUCUGAGUCUGUGAAUGGCCACGUUCAGUUUUAUUUUUCAUAUCGGAAGGCGAAAACCUUUCAGUGAAUGUGUGCGUAUUGAACACACAGGUAGAGUAGACCACUUUGAGAGUUUGCCAUGAAGAGAUGUGAUAUUUUUUAUUUUGUCACCCAGUUGACCUGGGAAACACUUGAACCAACAUGAGCACAAUCCAACCUCGUGAUUGAGAUAGCCUGACAAGCAUGUUGUUUUCAGUUUGCUAUAUAUGUACGUAGGAAAUUGACCUUUACUUCUACAUGCUAUGUAAGCAUGUGGAUCAAAAUAAUGAAAAAAAGCAUUUUAAUUUAAUUUAUCCUUUUUUAUUUUUCAAAAAAAAAAAGUUAUGUGGGAUUAUAGUUUUUGCACAGUUUAUCGGGGGAGGGUAUUUGUAAAUAAAAGUCUUGCACAGUUAAUCCAAGAAACAUCCGCAAGGUUGAUGUUUUACUCUGCUUACUGAGAAUUAUUGUAUUUUGCAAACUGAGAAAAAAAAAAGAAUUAUUAGAAAAGCAAACCAACACAUUGUCAGAAACUGUUGUAUGUCUUGUGAUGACUGGUUGUGUUGCCUUUACAAAGCUGCAACGUGUACAGAGACAAGUGUUUGUAGCGUCUCCAUAAACGUAUGGUAAACCUAUGGGAGCUCAACAACAGAUAAAUGACUCACUGUUUUCAGAACUAAAAUUAGUUUGCCAAGACACCUAAAGAAAAUCAAGUACUCUCAUGCAUCUUUACUAGUUUAUCUUCAAAGUUCCUAUGGUACAAUCUCAGACAUACACAGAACAGUGACAUUGUUUCUUUUUUUACCCUUUAAAUGACAUGUCACGCUUGUCACGUGUGUAGCUGGGUUCUGGGGUUUGUUGCCAUUUUCUUUGACAUUUUUGGAGGGUUCACCUUGAACCUACUGCCGUUAAUCACUGAAAGAGGGAUUCUCAGCAAACAUUGGGUGCUAUUGACCAUCAAAACCAACCUCAGAGCAUUCAUUGCCGGUUACACAACCUCAGGACAAUCCUUCUCUUGGUGCUCAACGGUAUAGGCCGCCAGAGCUAGCAGUUAUAAUGUCCUCCACGACCAGCGGUUGUGAAAGUCUUCUUCGUCCCAUAGGCACAGUGUCCAAUUGUUUUUUUUGUUAUUCGAAUUUGGUCAUUAUUUGCUGUGCUCUACAAGUCUGUCUGCUAAAACCGUUUGCCAAAUGUAAGAUCCUUUCAAAUGCAAACAAUAUUUAGACUUUUAUAAUUGUGCUAAAUAAUGUCAAACAUCACGUACCUCAGUCUUGACUGCCCAAUUGUCCAAAAGAAAGAAAAAAAAAGUAGUUCCACACCUAAACCUGUGAUGAUUUCCGUGGGUACUAAACAUUAUAUUCUAUUGACUUCCUUUUUUAUUGCAAGUACAUCUCGGUGAGAACAUAGCAUUUAGUACUAUGAAAAUAUUUUAUUUACUUUGAUUUUAUUAUUUGGUGGAACAUUUGUCCUUAAAUGUUUUAUAUUUUGUACAUUUGUAAGUAACAUAUCAUGUAAAUAUAAAGAGACCACAAUUUAAAUCAUCUGGAGGAUUUUGUAGUCUUUGUAAAGCCCUAAUAAAUGGUAUUUGGUGUCACCUUAAAA
This is a messenger RNA of Sardina pilchardus (European sardine), 10730 nucleotides long. It is a transcript of the gene nav3, whose product is annotated as neuron navigator 3. The transcript has 42 exons. Gene Ontology annotation, biological process: neurogenesis; nervous system development. Gene Ontology annotation, molecular function: ATP binding; ATP hydrolysis activity; protein binding. The coding region runs from base 165 to 7535 and encodes 2456 amino acids. NCBI's taxonomy places the organism in Eukaryota, Metazoa, Chordata, Actinopteri, Clupeiformes, Clupeidae. The record is from RefSeq and is a predicted model, not a curated record.